Messenger RNA from Cheilinus undulatus (humphead wrasse), 2862 nucleotides. It is a transcript of the gene prkaa1, whose product is annotated as protein kinase, AMP-activated, alpha 1 catalytic subunit. Gene Ontology annotation, molecular function: protein serine/threonine kinase activity; ATP binding. NCBI's taxonomy places the organism in Eukaryota, Metazoa, Chordata, Actinopteri, Labriformes, Labridae. The coding region runs from base 92 to 1813 and encodes 573 amino acids. The transcript is spliced from 9 exons. Gene Ontology annotation, biological process: protein phosphorylation; intracellular signal transduction. Gene Ontology annotation, cellular component: cytoplasm. The record is from RefSeq and is a predicted model, not a curated record.
AGAGAGCCGCUAGAGUGGAGACGUACACAGCGGAGUUCAGACCAUCUCUGCCCGCAGCUAGCUAACCCCGCAGCAAGGCCACUGCGGGAAGAUGGCGACGGAUAAACAGAAACAUGAAGGAAGAGUUAAAAUUGGACAUUACAUUCUAGGAGACACGCUCGGAGUGGGGACAUUCGGAAAGGUUAAAGUAGGCCAGCAUGAGCUGACCAAGCACCAAGUUGCGGUGAAGAUCCUGAACAGACAGAAGAUUCGCAGUUUGGAUGUGGUGGGAAAGAUCCGGCGGGAGAUCCAGAACCUCAAGCUUUUCAGGCAUCCUCACAUAAUUAAACUGUAUCAGGUUAUUAGCACCCCUACAGAUAUCUUCAUGGUGAUGGAGUAUGUCUCAGGAGGAGAGCUCUUUGACUACAUCUGCAAAAAUGGAAAGUUGGAUGAGAAGGAGAGUCGGCGGCUGUUCCAGCAGAUUAUUUCUGCAGUAGACUACUGCCACAGACACAUGGUGGUGCACCGAGACCUCAAGCCUGAAAAUGUGCUGCUUGAUGCACACAUGAACGCCAAAAUCGCAGACUUUGGUUUAUCAAACAUGAUGUCAGAUGGAGAGUUUCUGCGGACAAGCUGUGGUUCUCCUAACUAUGCUGCUCCUGAGGUCAUCUCAGGAAGGUUAUAUGCUGGCCCAGAGGUGGAUAUCUGGAGCAGUGGGGUCAUCCUUUAUGCCUUGUUGUGCGGGACACUUCCCUUUGAUGACGAUCAUGUGCCAACGCUCUUCAAGAAGAUCUGUGAUGGAAUCUUUUUCACACCACAGUAUCUGAAUCCAUCUGUAAUUAGCCUCCUUAAACACAUGCUGCAAGUGGACCCUAUGAAGAGAGCCACCAUCAAAGAGAUCCGAGAGGACGAUUGGUUUAAAGAGGACUUACCCAAGUACUUGUUCCCUGAAGACCCCUCCUACAGCAACAACAUGAUCGAUGACGAAGCCCUUAAGGAGGUUUGUGAGAAGUUUGAGUGCACAGAAGAGGAAGUCCUGGCCUGCAUUUACAGUCGCAACCAUCAGGACCCACUAGCGGUCGCCUACCACCUCAUCAUCGACAAUCGUCGCAUCAUGAGUGAAGCCAAGGAUUUCUACCUGGCGUCCAGCCCCCCCGACUCUUUCCUCGAUGACCAGCACCUGACCACGUCUGGUGCUGCUGUGACUGGCGUCGUUAAGCCCCACCCAGAACGUGUCCCCUUCCUUGUGGCGGAGACUCUGCCAAGGCCUCGUCACACUCUGGAUGAAUUGAACCCCCAGAAGUCCAAGCACCAGGGUGUCAGGAGGGCCAAGUGGCACCUUGGUAUCCGCAGUCAGAGUAGACCAAAUGACAUCAUGUCAGAAGUGUGCCGUGCCAUGAAACAGCUGGACUAUGAAUGGAAGGUUGUGAAUCCAUAUUAUCUACGUGUGAGAAGGAAGAAUCCGAUUACUGGCAUGCAAACCAAAAUGAGCCUUCAACUCUACCAGGUGGACAGUAGAACCUACCUCCUAGACUUCCGUAGCAUAGAUGAUGAUAUGUUGGAGACAAAAUCUGGAACUGCUACCCCUCUCCGCUCCGGGUCUGUGGGCAACUACCGCACCACUAUAAAGAACGAUGUAGAUGGUGCAGACGCUCCUGCUACGUCAAGCACUGUGCACCCCACCAAGGCUGCAGAGGGCUCCUUAGCUUCAUCGCUGACCUCAUCCAUCGACUCUACGGGAGGGGGAGAUAACGCGUCUGUCCCUCGACCGGGAAGCCACACCAUCGAGUUCUUUGAGAUGUGUGCAAAUCUUAUUAAACUACUUGCACGAUAGCUUGCAAAACAAUCGCUAGCCUUUUUUUCCUCUCCGAGUGUCUUUAUAGCAAUAAGCAUGCAACCGAUUCAUGGCUCAGUUCAUCCCGGCUGAGGAUGAAGUGAUUGUUCCAUGGCACUGAUGCAGGUUAGAGUUCCCUAAGCGGAAGAUAUGUUACUGAGCUGGCAGGGAAUGUAAGGGUUCACUGGGAAAGAUGAGUGACCAAGCUACUUAGAAGCAAGGACAGAACAACGUUUAAAAAGGGGGUUUUAGAAUUUCUGAUCAGUUUUAAAGAAGAGUCCACAUCCCAACUAUACAUAAUAUAACCACAAGUGAUUACACUGAAUUUCCUGUACUGUAGCCAAUGAGCUCUGCUUUCCAGAACAAGAUCAAGUUUCUGCCUGCAGAGAGGGCAGCCACAUGCCGAGGGUUAGUUGAGGGAUGGCAGUCGCAUAGGAUGCAGGAAGCACUUUUGCACAGGUAUCUUUAAUUUCCUGCUGCCCUUGUAUUUCUCUCAGUGGGGAUCAGAGAAGUGGUGCAGAUGUAUCAGAGCACUGCACCCUCUAGGGUUUUCAUACCCAUAACAUUCAUUUGACUCUGAAAGAAGUGCAAUGACCCUUGUUGUUUCUGUCUUGUGUCAGGGACAAAAGAAUGCUUCAUCAGAUUUUUGUUUUCAUUUUGUUGUGAAUCUGAGUCGUCAGACUAAAUUUUCAUGUCCUUGUAAAAAUUUGUUUGUCCCCUACAUUUUUAUAUAUAAAGACGUGAAUAUAUUUAUCAGUGCGUUAAGUGGACGCAGUGUUGGUUCUCUUGGAAAUGGAAUUGUUUGUUUUCUUUGUUGCAUUACGAUCUAUUGCUGGAUGGUAUAUAUAUUUUCCAUUUUUACUGUCUGGUUUUUAAAUCAAUAUCACUGUUAUUUUUUUCUCCUUCAAUCACAACUACUCUGAUACUUGAUUGUCUUUCCAGAUAAAUAUAACCUGCUUUUACCAUUUAAGAGGUAUUUUUGCCACGACAGUCAAAAUCUAGAUAUAUCAUUUUCAGUGUCACAUAUUAAAACGAUGAGUUGAUUUUGA